Molecule: messenger RNA, 2851 nt
Organism: Chara braunii
Lineage: Eukaryota; Viridiplantae; Streptophyta; Charophyceae; Charales; Characeae
Source: the annotation of a GenBank genome assembly
UCGAGGGGCGAACCGGAGGGGUGGGGUCGAAGGGCGAACUGGAGGGGUGGGGUCGAGGGACGAACAGAGGAGGAGGGGUCGAGGGGCAUACUGACGAGGACAAGCUACGAGCAAGUGUGCAGCCUUCAACCUUCUCCUCGCCGAACAACGUUGUGGACUGUCGUGGCGGCUUCUCCUCCUCCUUCUCCACUAAUUACCUACUUUUACUCAUCUUACGGGGCAUGCAAUUGCGACUAUGUACAUCGCAGCUGUAUUAUGCGUGAUCUUCACUGUAUAUUAUGUAUAUUCGCGAAGAUGGAGGACACCAGGAGGACAAGAAAGCGGACAAAGAAGUCGGGAUCUGGAUCUGACAGAGACGGACAGCCAGGAGGACGGGGAUCUGGAUGGAGGGAAGGAAUCAACAGAAGAUCUUAGCAAGAUGUUGAUGGGAGGGAAGCUUGACCCUGGGGCACACAGGACUGCUAACUUGCUGGCGGCGCCGCUGGGCUCCGCGUUCGCCACGGUCUUGGCGGAGGGAGGAGGAGGAGGAGGAGGAGGAGGAGGAAGAGGAGGAGGAAGAUGGGGAGUAGGGAGGAGAGUGGCAAGGGGUACUUACCUGGCUAUGGUGGACGCCAUCUUCAUCUCCUUGGUAGGCGCUUCAUCUGGAAGGCCCCAGCAGCUGCUUGGCGUUGUCUCAAGAGGAUUCCUUCUUCCUCAUAUGGGAGAAUCAGCCAGUGAGUUCGUCACAGAAAUGUCAAGGACGUUUUCAACUUUGUAUAAAUUCUCGCGAUUGGAUAAGCAACCCUUGAAGUCGAAGAAGGAGGAACCGCCAAGGAGAGAGGAUGGGAAGGGAGAAGGGAGUGGUAGCUAUGGAAACCGUAGCGAGCAGAGAGGUGAGUGGAGGAAAGGGAGAAGUGAGGUGGUGAUUCUCGAGGAAGGCGAUGACAGGCUUGUGACCGUUGCGACCAGCUGCGUCUCGGCGAACGGAAGUACAGCCGGCAGGGAGAACGGAGAGAAGAGCAAAGGGCAGGUCGCACGAGAGGAAGCAAAGGAUGCGGAGCGUAAACGCACGGAUGGUCGACAUGGAGGAGGAGAAGGGAGCAAUGCGGUGGCCGAGUUGGGAGUGGAGGAGCAUGGGGGAUCGUCCAGUUUUGCGGCAGGGAAGCCUUCCAAGGAUUUUGGGAAUGGAUUGGCGGCACAGGACGAGGAUGUGUUGGUGGAAGUGACGAGUCCCAUCCGGCGGAAGGGGCUGAUAGGGAUGUUGGUUCCAUGCCAUCUGAGGUCCCGGAAAGGACGGAAAGGAAGCUCCGCGAGCUUUGAUCGCAGUAGUACGGAAAUGGUGGAGGCUUCCGGAAACUACAAGCCGGGCGGAGCUCUAAGCGGCGAUCAACUGCCAGCUGCCGGCCUGGGUAGCGGCGGCGACGCCUCGCCGGAGGUGAGGCUAACUGGCAAGAGUGCCGUGCACCGUACCCUGGGCAAGGAAAACGAACCAAAGCGGGACGGCGAGAGCCCUGGAAUGCGCCGAGGAGGCGGUGAGGAGGUGGAGAGAAGAAUGAUUGUGAGGGAGCAGACGAGCAUGCUCAUGCCGUUGUCGAGCGCUUCGGGCUCCCAUCUACAUAGCCAGCAGGUGGUCCCAAUGGAGUUUUUGGAAAGAUCCCUUGCUGCGAAAGAGAGAUCGGUGGCGUUGAAGUACGAGCUCAUAAGAAUGAAGCAGACGGAAUUGCUCCUGAAGAGUCAAGGCGAGGUGCGCAAGGACAAGGCGAACAGCUUGCAAGAAGAGCAGAACCUGCUAGCACGAAGCAAACUGGAAGCGAAGGAGAGGGAGACCAGGGAGAGGAGGAAGGUGAGUGCAGUGGCAGCCCUGGCACGCUCAUUCGCCGACGAGCUUGUCGGCGGGCUGUGCAUCAUGUGUGCCGCCUUGUUAUACUGUGGUUGGAAUUACGGCCACGGCGCUCUGUCUCAACAGAUUGGCUCCUGCCAAGCUUUCCUGCACGUGGCGCUCGCGACCAAUAGGCGCCAGGCAAACGUGUGGUCGAUGACCGGGAUGGGCUAUCUGUUUAACGGGGUGUUUGUCGGGUUUUACACGAUGGCAUGCCAGGUAUUUAUCACUGCAAGGAUUUUGAUGGGCUUCCUGAUCCUGUCGAUGGCAGCGUGGCUGAUGAUGCGCCGGAAUGCCGUCGUCACAGCGCACGACAGGCCGGUAACGUCGCUCUUUUUGACGCUCGGCGUAGUUUGCGCUUAUGCUGGCAAGGUCGCGGUUGAUAGUGCCGGCGGAUCAGGUUGGCAUUGGCUGAUGGUAUGGGAGAUUCUUUGCAUGAUCCACAUCUACGCCUCUUGUCACACUGCAACAGUCUACAGGCUUUUGAAUGCAAGGUACCCAGAGGAAGAUGAACAGUCAAGGAAGAAGGACAAGGGUCGUCAUGACGAGGUAACGCUCCGAGCACUUCUCUCGGUGCCUAUCUGGGUCCGACAUUUUGUGCUCCGCCUGCUGCUGGUAGUCGUCCUUCCCUUAGUUGCGUCAUUCCUCGCGUACGUUCCGUCAGAUCGUCUGGUAAGGGAGAUCUGCAGAGCUAUUGGGAUCCCAAAAGCGUUAGCUGCGCUUCGGGCAUAUGCGAUGAUGGGUUGAUCGAUUGAUUACUUGAUUAGUUAGUUGAUUGAUUAGUUGAUUGAUUAGUUGAUUGAUUAGUUGGUUGAUUAGUUGACAGGUUCAUAACUUUAUAUUGAUUGAGUGAUUGAGUUAUCAAUUGAUCGAGUGAGAGUGUGAUAUGCAGGGGUCACGCUUCACAAUGGGAAAAUCUAUGGUGGACUAUGAUUGGCCAUUCUGGGGGGGCGCUCUGGCGGAGCUGAUGGGUGACAGGGUGCAGCGAAUUGU